UUUUGACUUUUAUAAAUGUCAAAAACGAAGAUAAUUGAUUAUGAUUAUUGAUUAAGAAAUUAAGCCAAAAGUAUCUAUAAUCACCAUUUUAAAUAAAUAAUUCCAACUGGAUGAACUACAACAACUAAUGAAAUGGCUACAUCUAGUGAUACAUCGGAUCAAAACGUGAAAUCAAGACGCCCAGCAGAAUCAGCGUUUAAACAGCAACGUUUGCCUGCAUGGCAACCUAUAUUAACCGCUGGAACUGUAUUGCCUACGUUCUUCGUAAUUGGAAUAGCUUUUAUUCCAGUAGGGAUUGGAUUACUCUACUUUUCGGAUGAGGUUAAAGAACAUGUAAUAGACUACACGAAAUGCAUGAAAGUGAAUGAAAAUAUAACUUGUGCUGAAUACAUUAGGAAAAAUGAUAUGGAUUCAUGUAUUUGUGAAAUAAAUUUCAAUUUAACUGAAGACUUUAAGAGGGAUGUUUACUUCUACUAUGGUCUUAGCAACUACUACCAGAACCACAGGAGAUAUGUUAAAUCCAGGGAUGACAGUCAGCUCCGUGGACAGUUAUCAUUGACUCCAUCAUCAGAUUGUGAUCCAUUUGGCUAUGCUGAAGAAAAUGGCAAACUGAAACCUGUCGCUCCUUGCGGUGCUAUUGCUAAUUCCAUGUUUAAUGACACUCUGAUGGUGAGAUCUCUGGAUUGGAACAUUGAAGUGCCAGUGUUACGCACCGGUAUUGCUUGGACGUCUGACAAAGAUAUCAAGUUCCGAAACCCACCUGGAGAUUUGAAAACUGCUUUUGCAAACUUCACAAAACCUGUGAACUGGCGACGUCCUGUUUGGCAAUUGGAUCUAAACAACACAGAUAAUAAUGGUUUUCAGAAUGAAGACUUAAUAGUAUGGAUGCGUACUGCCGCGCUGCCAACGUUUAGGAAAUUGUAUCGCCGCGUCGAUCAUUCUCAGUACGGCUUCAGUACAGGACUUGUUAAGGGACCAUAUCUGUUACGAGUUGAUUAUAAUUACCCGGUGACAGACUUCGAUGGCACUAAAUCGUUUAUAAUAUCGACGACAUCGUUACUGGGUGGCAAGAAUCCAUUCCUCGGUGUGGCAUAUGUGGUUGUUGGUACACUUUGCCUGUUGCUCGGUAUCGUACUUCUUGUCAUCCAUGUUAGAUGCUCUCGAAGAUACCCACCUCCUAUCGCUCACACGUACUUUAUGGACGAACAGACAACCUCACACAAUGUUAAUGAGUAUUCCACAACUGAGAUGAUCAACGUCAACCCUCGCACUCCAUACACAUAAGGACGUAAAAACGGUUACCUUUUUUAAAUUAUAUUCAUAUUUACUAUUUAUUGUACUUAAAAUAUUUUUUUUAAUUGUAUAACUUCGACAGUUGGACUAUUGGUAUCUUUUAUUCCGAAUACAGAGAUUACCCAUUAUUAUUGUCCAAUAGACACGAACCAUGUAUUUCUGGAAGAUUUAAUAAAUUUUUCUACAUAA
Messenger RNA from Papilio polytes (common Mormon), 1482 nucleotides. RefSeq names its product cell cycle control protein 50A (gene CDC50). The record is from RefSeq and is a predicted model, not a curated record. Bases 133 to 1284 code for a protein of 383 amino acids. Gene Ontology annotation, cellular component: Golgi apparatus; plasma membrane; endoplasmic reticulum. The transcript has 10 exons. Lineage: Eukaryota; Metazoa; Arthropoda; Insecta; Lepidoptera; Papilionidae.